AUGUCAAGACUCAGGAAGUUCAACAGGGGAGUGCUGGAUAGGAUACAUGGCAACGACGAUGGAGAUAGCGAGAUGCCGAUGCAUCCCAUGGACGUGGAAGAACAGGAAGAGUUUAUUAGUAGCUUGGAACUUCGAAAUAAUGCAAGCAAUAAUCAGAUUGUACAGAUCUUGAGCGUGGCAUAUGUUGUUUGCUGCGGAGUAUUUCUCUCGCUUGUGGUGAGGGUCAAAAAGCUAGGAAAAGAGGACCAGACGUCGACUUACAAGCGACUGUUUUUGUUUUCGAUCAAUUCCAUCAUCUGUUCGUUGAUCACCUUGAGAUACGAGAUCAUCAAAGAUGUUUCGGUUUCGAGAAGUGUGGGCGUUCGAAUCAGCAAUGCGAGGAUCAACGGUGUGAACUGCAUUUUGCUGUUGCUGAUAUCAUGGGAAGUAGCGGACAAAGUGGAAAAAAUGCCAUUACGAGCCCUGUUCCACGUACCCUUGGUGCUGUUUGUUCUUUCGCAAAUUAGCAGACGAUGGAUGAACCAGCUACAAGUUGAGAUCAGCAACUUGCGUGGUCUGAAGUAUAAGUACAAGAACGUUUGA
Lachancea sp. 'fantastica' is the source of this 582-nucleotide messenger RNA. The record is from the annotation of a GenBank genome assembly. Lineage: Eukaryota; Fungi; Ascomycota; Saccharomycetes; Saccharomycetales; Saccharomycetaceae.